AUGGUUAAAGAAAAUGCUUUCCCAACUGUAAAUGCUGAUGUCUGUAUUACUUCUAGUGGCUGUUCACUUGAAACUAAUAACAGUCAUGAAAACGUUAAUCAACCAACCGUGGACUCUGACCUUGACCCUCCAGUGUCCGAAAUGAAUAAUCACUCAAAGGAAUCAAUUGAAGCAGUACAGCUCUCAAUUUCUGUUACCAAAGAACCAGCAGCUACCCCAAUCACUCAAGCGACCAAUGAUAACAGCAAUAUAGAACCAAAUGUUGGAAAAUCUUUCGUCUUAGCACCUCCACAACGGAACAAUAUCGAAUGGUUAGGUCGCUUACCGUUGAUUGAAACUCUAAACCAGGCCAACCAAACUUCGUUCUGCAACACUAAACGUAGAAGUAGUAGCGUUUUUAAAAACCGCGACACCGAGUAUUAUAAAGGUUGUCAGACAAAUUCAAAGCCUUCAACUUCACCAAGGCAUAAUAACAUACAUAAUUCCCCUGGUCGACGCCCUUUUUUAAAACGUCAGAACAUCAAACCACCAUCAUAUCGAACAUCUCAUCGUCAUCACUCACCAGAAUGGUUGAUCCAUCUGGAUGUGGUGUACCGCAUGAUGAGACAAUGAGAAUACCAGUCAGAAUUACCUCGCGCUACCCUACACAGAAUAUGACUCAAAAUGGACCAAAUUUUUCGAACCUAGUAAAUAUUCAAAUUGUAAACUCUAGGGAAAAGACCCUAACUGCAAUAACAAAAGAACAUGUUCCAAAACCGCUUUCGGAUAUGCAAAGAUCUAAACUUAGAAUUGCCCACCUAAAUGUUCGCUCAAUUAAGAAUAGGAAUCAUCUUAUACAGGUUCGAGAACUUAUGAAGGAUAGGAACUAUGAUAUUUUAGCCUUGUCAGAGUCAUGGUUAAACUCCACGGUGACAAACGCGGAAGUAGAAAUCGAGGGCUUUAAACUAACAAGAUUGGACCGUUUGGGAAAGACUGGAAGGGGUGUUUGUGUCUAUUCUAAAUUGUCGAUUAAAGUCAAAUGUCUCAAAAACACAACAGGGAUAUCUGAAUUCGGAUUUCAUCAGCUAUGGAUGCUAAUACAACUCAGGAAACUAAGAUCAAUUCUCCUUUGUGUGACAUAUAGGCCUGAUUAUUGUCCUACCUUAUCCUUUCAUGAUAUUUUCAUGGAAAAUUAUAUACAUGCUCUCACAUUAGGAAAAGAGAUAAUUGUUGUAGGUGAUUUAAAUUGUGAUUUGCUGAAACCGGAUUCUCCAGAGGCUAUGUCGCUACUAGAUUUUUGUACAAGUGCGAAUCAAACUCAAUUGAUAAAAGAACCUACACGAGUAACAGAAACGUCAUCUUCCCUUAUUGAUAUUAUUAUGACGUCGAAUGUCAGUUUAGUAGAAAAUCAUGGGUUGGCUUUAUCUCACAUUAGUGAUCACUAUCUAAUAUAUGCUUUUUUGAAACUUAAGAUGUUGAAGCCGCCACCUAGUUAUAAAUGUGUGAGAUCCUACAAAAACUACAAACCUGAUAGUUUUCUCGUGGAUUUACAACGAAUACCUUGGUAUGAUAUUUUCAUCAUGGAUGAUGCAAAUGUAAUGCUAGAUCAUUUCAAUGAGAGGUUUUUCCAUGUAAUGGAAACACAUGCACCUGUGAAAACUGUGAGGAUUAAACACCGCAGCUGCCCCUUUAUUAGCACAAAAAAUUCGCGAACUUAUGCAAUACAGAAAUAACCUAUUGAAAAAGGCUCGAAGUACUAAAUUAACAACAGACUGGGAAAUGUAUCGUACACUAAGAAAAGAAGUAAAAUCCAAGCUGAGAGAUGCCGAAAGGGAAUAUAUACGGAAAGAACUAGAGCACAGUCACAACACUAAUCAAAGUGGAAGAUAUAUAAUUAAUAAUUGUAUUCCUCGUAAAGAAAGCACUCAACAAGUCUACACAAAGGAUAUGAAAGAAGUUGCUAAUGAGUUUAAUUAA
Messenger RNA from Paramuricea clavata, 1956 nucleotides. Lineage: Eukaryota; Metazoa; Cnidaria; Anthozoa; Malacalcyonacea; Plexauridae. The record is from the annotation of a GenBank genome assembly.